Porites lobata is the source of this 918-nucleotide messenger RNA. The record is from the annotation of a GenBank genome assembly. Lineage: Eukaryota; Metazoa; Cnidaria; Anthozoa; Scleractinia; Poritidae.
AUGUGUACUGGAGUAGUGGAUCACCAAGAAUCUAUACCGGCAAAGCCAACAACAAGAAAUGUCCACCGGGUUGUACCUGUCCGAAUUGCUGGGGGUGCAAUUGUUAACUGCCGGGGAGGAAUUGAUGCCAACAAAGUGAACGAGUUGUUCCAAGAGCAUUUGUCAAAUUAUUUUACAUUCAGUUAUUUAGACUCUCUACCUGCUGAUUUCAGCCAGUUUGACCUGACAAAUGUAAACAAAAGUUUAGUUGAAUUAAGGUAUGAUUUACAACAAAUCAGAAACCUAAAAGUCAAGGUAGUGGUCUAAUAGUCAUUGGGUGCCACAAGCUUGUACAAAAAAAAAUAAUAUAACACUUUUAAGUAAUAGAUUUUAGUAAUGUAUUUCAUCCAAACUUUUCAUGCCAUUUAACACUUUGGCAUAAAUCAAUGCCACAGAAAUUUUACGAUUAACUGGCACCAUAAAUAUCUUUAUUAUAAAUUCCCCCUCAAAAAUGAAAUUGGCAACUCCCAAUGUCAAUAACUAGUUUUACAUACAGCCCAUCAUAAAUUUUUUCCACAUACCACUUUGCAUUGUCUCACAAUGUAGGAAUUUGAAAUGGAAAAUUUAAUAUUGAAUGGAUAAUUGACUUUCAAAAAAUGUUGCAUAAGGGUGCCAAAAAAGAGCAUGUACAAUGUUUCAUGAUACAAACAAUAACAAAUACCUUGUAGAGUGUAUACAGAUGAGGCCAGACAUGACUUGGAUUUGCUGUCCAACACUUGGCUAGUUGACGAAUUUGAACAGUCCCUUAAGAGCAUGGCAAAUUAUAGACAAGCAAUGCAGCACCUCAAUGAAGUUUGCCGAUCACUAAGCGAAUACAUGGAAAAGAACCUACUGCUCUUAGCUGGUGAUUGGCCAACAUGGUACUACAACAAGAAGCUU